Asterias rubens (European starfish) is the source of this 1266-nucleotide messenger RNA. Its product is annotated as lathosterol oxidase-like. Lineage: Eukaryota; Metazoa; Echinodermata; Asteroidea; Forcipulatida; Asteriidae. The transcript is spliced from 3 exons. Gene Ontology annotation, molecular function: oxidoreductase activity; iron ion binding. The record is from RefSeq and is a predicted model, not a curated record. The coding region runs from base 79 to 978 and encodes 299 amino acids.
UUAUGCAACAAAGAAUGUGACAGUUUAUAUAUAUUCUCCAAGCACAAUCAGUCUUCAUCAUUUUGAACCUAAAACAUCAUGGAAGAUAUACUGUACAUGUCAGACAAAUAUUUCUACACACCGUAUAUCUAUCCAGAAUGGUGGCCCGAAGACGACUGGAAACGGCAGUUGAUGAGCAUUCUCAUUUUCACAUGGAUGGGACAAUACACGAUGUAUUUUGUAAUGGGGUUACUCGACUACUGUUUCGUGUAUGAUCAUCGGCUAAAAGAACAUCCGUUAUAUCUGAAGAAUCAAAUAAAGCUCGAGAUUAAAUACGCUGUGAAGAACAUGAUUUUUCAGGGGGCAACAUUCGGCCCCAUCUUCUUGCUGGAGGUCAGAGGUUAUAGUCGAUUGCAUCGUGAUUUCAGCAGAGGAUUCUUUGGACCCCUGAACCCUCUGAUCGAGAUUGUCGGCUUUGUCAUCUUCACCGACUUCACCAACUAUUGGUUCCACCGCACACUCCAUCAUCGUCUCAUCUACAAGCAUGUACAUAAGCAACACCACAUGUGGAAAGUCCCUACACCAUUCUCCGGCUACGCUCUCCACCCACUCGACGGCUUUACACAGGGGAUAUCCUGGCACAUCUACCCCUUCCUAUUCCCUUUCAACAGUAAAAUCCUCAUGGGCUUCUUCUUCUUCGUUCUCAUGUGGACCUUCAGUAUCCACGACAAUCUUUGUAUUCUUCCCAAGUUCUUACAACCGAUUAUUAACGGGGCGGCACAUCAUACAGAUCACCAUAUGUUUUAUAAUUAUAACUAUGGCCAGUUUACCACGCUGUGGGAUCGGGUGUUUGGGUCGUAUCGUAUGCCUGGUACCCACCAGGGUAAGGGACCCGUUGAUGACGUCAUUGCGAUCAAAGCAAAGGCUGCUGGGUAUCAGAUGAAUGGGAAUAGGAUUGAGUACAUCAAUGGGAAUGGUCAUAACAAGAAAGUAGAGUAGGAAAGAGUCCUCUCACACCUAUCUCACAUGCACACAGCUCUGUGUUGCACUCACUGUGUGGAUUAUACACACACUUUAAGGAAAAUCCUACUCAACAGAGAAAAAACACUGUGUGGACGCGUGGAAGUCCACUCAUCUGUUAUCAGGUCCACACUUCGUUAUAAACCUUUAAAUACCCCCAUCCAACCCAACCACACCCACACAGUAAACUAAAAACGAGCAAUGGAGAGAUAGUGAGAAACGCUCCCUCUGCUGAAGUAACGUAAUUGUUGAGAAAGAAGUAAUUUC